GGGCUGGGCCUUCUAAUGUGGUGCUGCUGCUCCGAGUGCAGCGAGCUCCGUUGCUCGGCCAAUUCCAUCCCCCGUCUCCUCCCCUCCUCCCCCAGCCUUGCUGGCAUGGCCAUCCUCUUAUUCUCGCAUGAUCUUAGUCAUUCUGUGCUCUUGCUGUAGGGCUCUCAGGUGUGGUGGCUCUAUUUGAGGUGGAGUUGGUUGCGGGAACGGAACAGGGCGCCAUUGCAGCGUGGAAUUUAGGGUUGAUGUUGUGUUCUUUCUAGAUCCGCGGAGGUCGUUUCGAUGGUUGACUUGUGAGGAGAUUCUGGCGGGAUUGGGGUCUGUGUUGUCGACCGGAGCAGAGCGCAGGAGGAUGGGGUUGUAGUGACUUUGAUUUUGGGGGUCUAUUGGACGGCUACGGAGGUGGGGUAGAUGUUUCAGGUUUGGAGAGUGCAGUGUUGGAUCAGGUUUUAGCGUUUGAGGUGGUGGUUAGUGGUGCUGAUCAAUGCAAGAGGAGUUGAUUGUGCGGAGAGGAGAUCGGUCAAGGUUUUGGUUUUUAGAUGCUUUUCCGAGAUGGGGGAGGAGAUGCAUCUAGGAAAGGUGCUUAUUUAUUUGACAUCGGCAUUGUAGUAUCCGGCGAUGGUGCUGCGGAUAUUUCACGACUGAGGUUGAAAGCGUGGUGGUUCUAAAGGGAGUGAAUGAAUAGGUGAAUGUUCUGGAGUUAGUGGGGGAUUUUAUUUAGUGAUGAAAAUGUUGGUGUCCUUGAGUGGACUGGGUGAUUGGGAUUCGGUUCUGUGACGUUAGUUAGAGCUAAGCUGUAGUGCGAUGUCGUUCCUGGAGUCGUUCCCCUUUCUUGGGCGAAGGGGGAAGGCUCUAACUGAUGGGCAUGAAUCAGGCCUCGGUUUGGCUCCAGGUUUACCAAGGAUAGCUCGACACCCUCCACCGUCUCUGAAAGUCACUUUAGAGAGAAAAGUUUACAGACCGGGUGACACAGUAGUUGCUACUAUCGAAAUCACUAAUGACACGCAUCCGGACAAAUUUGGAAUGGUGCGGGAUCUGAUGGCUGACGCAGUUUUGAUGGAGGACAUAUCAGUGGAAGUGCGAGGCAUAGAGAAACUCGAUCCGCAAUGGCUUAUUACUCCAAAACCACCGGCUGGGUCGAAGCAACGAAGAGGAGAAAGGACGAUAUUGAAGUCUUCUUCAGCUGUAAUUACUGCCGAUGUCGUUAUCCCUCAAGGCUCUAAGAUUUCUUAUAUGGUACGCACGAUUCUUCCUAGAGUAUUGCCCCCAACAUUUCGAGGCACUGCAGUACGGUAUCUUUACUACAUCACUGCCGCCAUUCGUUGGUCACGUUGUGCUCCAGAAAAUGGACAUCGUCCCUCUUCGUCUGCAAAUUUUGAACGUCUGGAAGUACGGACUGCGUUGCCUAUCUGGACGCUACCGGACACCAACGGGCUGACGCUUGACGAAUCGCACUAUGGCCAGUCUGGAAUUGUACCCCCGUAUGCUUUGGAAGUUGAGAUUCAAUGGAAAGAGAAUAACAGUGAUAGUGUUUGGGCUUGGGCUGCUGAUUCCAGGAAUGGAGAAGACAGGGUCAGUACUCCAAAGUCUGAUGGUGGUUCUACAUUUACAAGCCCUACAAAGUCAAUUUCCUUGGAUCGCUUCGAACGCUCGUAUUCAAUUUCCUCUCGAGCUACUCCACUACAGCUGGACCCCUCAUUUUCUACUCCAUCUUUAAGCAGAAGAGACUCACUUUCUACAUCUGCAUCAAUGGCUGAUUUGACUUCAACUCCUGCAAGGUCGAAGCAACAUGGUGCUCUUGAUUCCGGGUUAGGACAUAAAAGAGCGUGCAGUUUUGAUAGCUUGACAAAUGAAGCAUUACUUGCAAGUUUCCAUCAUCAUGUGAAUGGAGGUGACUUCAGCCAUGGCCACAGGGUUGAGGAGGAAAGUGUUCUAGAUUCUCCGCAUUCACCGGCUGCUGUCUAUAACCGAGGGAAGUCUUACAAUAUUCGGAUGGACGACGAUGUGCUUGUCAAGUUUUCGCCCAAGAAUCCAACAUCCACAUAUUAUUUUGGUGAUGUGGUAGCUGGAACUUUACAAUUUUUCCAUGACGACAAGAGGAGGUGCUUAGAGGUGACAGCAGUUUUAGAAACAAGGGAAAUAUUAAAUCCAGCAUCUAUACACCCUUCCCGCAAAAAUUCCUCAACAAUUACAAAGGUCCAUUCCGAGUACUACGAGAUCGUGAAUGACGUCAUCAGCACACAGUUUAUGUUCUCCAUACCUCUGGACGGUCCUGCAUCUAUGGUUACCCCUGUGUUGUCCCUAGAAUGGAUCCUCCGCUUUGAGUUUGUAGCUACCCCAUCAAACGUGGACUGGAAUAAGUUUGAACACCCAAUGUUGAUAGAUGUAAGCCAACGUCGAAAGGGUGAAUGGACUCUACCAAUUACCGUCCACACUACCCCUCCAAAGAAAUCCCCGCCUGGAGCAGAAAAACCUUCAAAGAAUUCGUGGGCUCGGAGUCCGAGUGACAUAUACAAGUCUCUGUUUGAAGAAUACCCAGAAAGAGGGUCUGAUGCGGCUUCUGCAUCUGGAAGCGUCGCAAGAGAUCAAACUUAGAGCUACCUGAGUGUUGUGGAGUGCAGUUAGGUCCUCAUUUUAAUCAAAGAAAAAUCUCUUGCUCCUUUCUUCCACUCGCUUGAGGUUUUCGUAUUGAUAUUGAAGGGGUAUUGGAGUUGCAAUUCAGUGUUAGCUAGUUGAGCACACUCUCAAAACUUUUAGGUUCAAGCAGUAGUUCUCGUCAACGUCUAGGUUUUUUUGUGUAUUGUAGCAUUAUCAUUUUAUGAUUCAUGGACUUGAAAGGAUGCAAAUUCUGUCCACGCACAACUCACUUUCCUCUAGUUUGUGACAUUGAACUACGAAGAUGUGGGGACUUUGUUGCUGCACUCCUCAAUUUUAGGUCAAUGUGCAGAUUUCCUGUGCCUCCA
This is a messenger RNA of Physcomitrium patens, 2963 nucleotides long. RefSeq lists its product as uncharacterized. NCBI's taxonomy places the organism in Eukaryota, Viridiplantae, Streptophyta, Bryopsida, Funariales, Funariaceae. The record is from RefSeq and is a predicted model, not a curated record.